AUGGACUUGGACCCGGCUGUCAUCAUUCCAGCCAUCCUCUUCACCGUAUUUGCCAUUUACUUCGCCUCAUCGCUCCUCAGCAAGAAGCCCGCCGCCUCCUCCUCAUCCUCCUCAGCCCCGAAGAAGAACGUCAACGUCGGCUAUGGAGAAGACGACCCUCCGUCCAGCCCUCUGGAACAGCACAUUCGAGCCGAGCCUGAAACUUCAUCCCGAUCCGAACCUCCAGCUCCGGCUGUGGAGAACAUUGGAGCUGCGGAGAAGAUCCAGGACGUCCUGGUUCCAGAAGUUAAGACUGUUUCCGUUUUAGUAACAAAGCCUGAACCGGUCCCAGAAUCAGUGAAAGCACCAGAACCAGUGAAAGCACCAGAACCAGUAAAGGCGCCUGAACCUGUAUUAGAACCAGUGAAAGCACCAGAACCAGCGAAAGCACCAGAACCUGUAUUAGAACCAGUUAAAGCACCAGAACCAACGAAAGCACCUGAACCAGUAAAGGCACCUGAACCUUUAUUAGAACCAGUUAAAGCACCAGAACCGGUUAAAGCACCAGAACUAGUGAAAGCCCCAGAACCAGCGAAAGCACCAGAACCAGCGAAAGCGCCUGAACCUGCACCAGAACCUGCGAAAGCACCUGAACCUGUCAAAGAGCCAGCAAUUGCACCUGAAUCGGUCCCACAACCAAUAAAAGCACCUGAACCUGCCCCAGAACCAGCAAAAGCACCAGAACCUGUUUCGGAACCAGCAAAAGCACCUGAAUCGGUCCCAGAACCAAAAAAGGCAACUGAGCUUGCCCCAGAACCAGCAAAAGCAACAAAACCUUUCCCAGAACUAGCAAAAGCAGCUGAAACUGUGCCAAAAUCAGUAAAAGUAACCAAAACUCUACCAGAACCUGUUAAAGCACCUAUCAUAAAAACAGUAAUAUCACCUAAAUUGGAAGCAAAAACAGAACCAGAACCUGUACCAGAGUCUGUACCACAACCAGUAGAAGUACUAAAGGGCUCGCCAAACCCAGUUAAAGCCCAAAAACAGGCUACAGCACCAGGACCUGUUCCUGAACUUUUAUUGGUACACAAACCAAAACCAGUUCAAGAACCCGUUUCAGCAGCACCCGAACCUGUCCCAGAACCAGCUGCAGGAGUGGAACAAGUGGAUCCAGAGCUCUUGGUCAAAGCUGAACUGGUCCUAAAACCUGCAGCUGAACCGGAACAACAUGUGGAACCUGCACAUGAGCUGAUCGCAGACUCUUCGGACGUGGACCUUACAAAUUCUGAACCGGUUGGAGAGGCCUUUCCUGAGCCUGAACCAGGACCAGAAACCAUCCUUAGCAAUGACGUAGCUGCAGCUGAAGAUAAAGUGACGUUCUCGGCGGGAGCGAGACAGAGCAAGUUUGAGUCGCUGAUGACGAAGGAGGAGAUGGAGGAGGAGCAGAGGAUAGAGCUUACAUCAGAUUUUACUUCUCUGUAAUCAACUUCAGCAGACACAGUGUGUUAGGAAGCAGCCGGGUGCAACGGGAGCAGCUGGCGGCCAUCUUCCUGCUGCUGAAGGAGAACCAGGAGACGCUGGUGACGGAGGGAGACAUAGAAGAGCAGCUGAGGCUCUACUCCCUGUAAAAUCCAUUAAAUGACAUGCUGCCGUUACCUUCAGGGACUUCAUCAUCUGACUUACAGCUGCAAAGGGAUGUUCCCAUGGCAACAACAACUUAAAAUCGUGAAUGUAAAACAGUGUAGUUGAUCUCAUCACUCUGUAUAGCAAAUUAACACCUAGAAAAAGAAGUAGUAAUAGUAGACUUUAAACUUAAUAUAGCGCAGAAAGGUAGGUAGAAAUAGAAAUGUUCAAGUAGUUACGUUACAAGCUUAGUUCAACUGACACAUGAUGUUGGAUUACUUUAGAUUAGUUAUAUUAAUCACUGAGGCUCAUGCUAAACUUGUGAUUCUCGUUUCAGCACCAAAUUUAACGGAUGAGAGCAGAUUUAUGUUGAAACUCAUAAUGUUAGAAGUUUCUCAUUUGUUUGUGUGUUAAACCUUUUAGGUACAAACAUUUAUCAGCUUACUCAUUAAAUAGUGAAAAGACUAGAUGCGUUUCACUGUUUAAUUGAUAACUGUUAUGCUAGGAAGAUUUAAAUUAUGUAUCUGACAUAAUCUGACAUUUAAAUUAUGUAUCUGACAUUUAAAAGCUCUUCUCCAAAUAUUAAUUGAAAUAUGCCUUUGGAAUAAUUACGUUUCUUUUUUAUUCAAUUUUCUCUGGAAUGUUUUUCUUUUAUUUGUUUGUUUGUUACAUUUGUGUUUAUUAUAUGUAUAAUAAUAUAUAUAUAUAUAUAUAUGUGUGUGUGUGUGUGUGUGUGUGUGUGUGUGUGUGUGUGUGUGUGUGUGUGUGUGUGUGUGUGUAUUAUACUGUACUGCUGUACUGUGUUAUGGGUAAUGCAGUGCUUUCUAAAAUCUUUUUCUUUAUCUACUCAGCAGAUAACUCAGGUUUUUAUUAUGACUUUUUCAUAACAAUAAAGGUGUUAAUAUUAGAUCCACAUUGUGUUAAUAUUG
Messenger RNA from Betta splendens (Siamese fighting fish), 2531 nucleotides. RefSeq names its product FILIA-N KH-like domain-containing protein. NCBI's taxonomy places the organism in Eukaryota, Metazoa, Chordata, Actinopteri, Anabantiformes, Osphronemidae. The record is from RefSeq and is a predicted model, not a curated record. Bases 1 to 1461 code for a protein of 486 amino acids. The transcript has 5 exons.